Messenger RNA from Prunus armeniaca (apricot), 600 nucleotides. The record is from the annotation of a GenBank genome assembly. NCBI's taxonomy places the organism in Eukaryota, Viridiplantae, Streptophyta, Magnoliopsida, Rosales, Rosaceae.
AUGUUUGCUUCUAGAGUUUCAAGAAUCGGAGUUUUGAUACUCAAACAACUCUCCGGAGGCAAACCCACAGCCAUAAGCAGAGCAGGAUAUAAUACGAGCAGUUGUUACAACCAAUACUUGCAACCUCUGUUUGAUCAACAGUCUGAAACUAAGUUGUUGCGGGGAGCCAUAUUUCACAAGCAUCAUCUUUUUUCUACCGUUAGUGCCAGCGAUUCUUCAAAUGAAGGGAUUGAGCAGAAAGAAAAGAUAUCUGUGACAUUUGUUGAUAAGGAUGGAGAGGAAAUACAUAUUAAGGUUCCUACUGGAAUGUCUAUGCUAGAAGCUGCCCAUGAAAAUGAUAUAGAUCUUGAAGGAGCAUGUGAAGGUUCACUUGCCUGUUCAACAUGUCAUGUGAUUGUGAUGGAUAUGGACUAUUACAACAAAUUAGAAGACCCAACUGAUGAGGAAAAUGAUAUGUUGGACUUGGCCUUUGGGCUUACGGAAACUUCUCGCUUGGGUUGUCAAGUGAUUGCAAAACCUGAACUUGAUGGAAUUCGUUUAGCUAUUCCUGCUGCCACCCGAAACUUUGCUGUUGAUGGCUAUGUUCCUAAACCACACUAG